GAUAGGCCAGAAAAUAGAGCUUGAGAAACCCUCAGUCUCGCGUUUCUUCUCCUCGUCCUCGUCCUCGUCGACUCCUCCUGCAACUCUGCUCCAUCGUCUUCAAAACUCGAGACGCUUCCAAGCCUUCUAGCCACCAUCUCGCUUGGCCUCUUCCAGGAUCGAAGACGGCGAGCAUGGCGUCUUCCCUCGUGAGGCGGCGCCCGGGGGUCUCCUCUCUCGUCUCCUUGAGGCCGCUGCUGUCUCGGAACGGUUCCGCCGCCACCGCCGCCCAUUUGUUGGCCGCCGGCCGCCGCCAAACCCUAAGCCUGUCGAGAGCCCUGAGCGCGCACGCGGUGUGGAAUGAGUAUCCUCCUCCUCCUCCUCCUGCUCCGCAGCAAUCGCCUCCGCCGCCGUCUGAUUUCAGGGGUUUCGACCGGAACCCAGAUGAAGGGGUGCAGCAAAAUCAGUACUUUCGCCCUCAGAACAGAGACACCAACGCUGGUCAAUGGAGCUCGCCGUCACCGCCGCCGCCGCCGCAAGGGAACCCUGGGUUUGGUUACCAGAACCAGGGCCAGAGCCAGAGUUAUCCCAAUGCAGGAUACCCUAGUCAGGGUCAGAGUUAUCCGGGCCGCGGAUACUCUGAUCCUGCUCCCGUUUAUUCGCAGCAGCAGAGCCCUGAACAGUGGAAUAAGCAAGUUCCGGGGCAGGGUUAUCCUCGGCAGCAGAAUCCUGGUCAGUGGAAUACCCAGAACCAGAGCUAUGGUCAGUAUCAGAGCCCAGCUGGGGUGAACAACCCGAACCAGAACUAUCAGCAACAGCCUAGAAGCCCUAAUCAAUGGAACAACCAAAAUCAAGGGUAUCCGCAACCAGAUAAUCGCAACCAGUGGGUCCCACAGAACCCGAGUGCUAAUCAGUGGAACCAUCAGCAAGCAGCUGUAGUGCAUGCGACGGAGAAUCGGGUGGUGGAAGCUCCUGCUCCGGGGCCUUCGAUUGCUGAUCUGAGACAGUUGUGCCAGGGAGGGAAAGUUAAAGAAGCUAUAGAGUUGAUGAAUGAGGGGGUUAAAGCCGAUGCCGACUGCUUCAGUUGGUUGUUCGAUUCAUGUGGGAAGUCUAAGUCUCUUGAGAAUGCGAAGAAGGUGCAUGAUUACUUUUUGCAGUCGACAUGUAGAGGUGAUCUUCAGAUGAAGAAUAAGGUGCUUGAAAUGUAUGGGAAGUGUGACAGUAUGAUCGAUGCUCGGAGAGUUUUCGAUCACAUGCUUGAUAAGAAUAUUGACUCGUGGCAUUUGAUGAUAAAUGGGUAUGCGUACAAUGGGUUAGGGGAUGAUGGGUUGGAGUUAUACGAGCACAUCAGGAACUUGGGUUUGAAGCCAAAUGAACAGACUUUCCUUGCAGUUCUGUCAGCAUGUGCCAGUAUAGGAGCCAUAGAAGAAGGUUUUAUACAUUUUGAGUCGAUGCAGAAUGAUUAUGGGAUUAAGCCUGGGGUUGAGCAUUAUUUAGGGGUUAUUGAUGUUCUCUGUCAACCUGGGCAUCUUGCAGAAGCCGUGGAGUAUAUUGAAAAGCUACCAUUUGAGCCCACAUUGGAGGUUUGGGAGGCACUGAAGAGUUAUGCACGGAUCCAUGGUGAUCUUGAUCUUGAAGACCAUGUUGAGGAGUUGAUGAUGGCUAUUGAUCCUUCAAUCGCUACUGCUAAUAAAAUUCCUACACCAUCACCCAAGAGGCGCUCUGUGAUCAACAUGCUCGAGGGGAAAAACAGAAUCAGCGAGUUCAAAAAUCCCACUCUUUACAAGGACGACGAGAAAUAUAAGAGUGGGAAGGAAGGGGGUUAUGUACCGGACACUAGAUAUGUGCUUCAUGACAUUGAUCAAGAGGCGAAGGAGCAAGCCUUGCUCUAUCACAGCGAGCGACUCGCAAUAGCUUACGGACUUAUCAGCACUCCUGCAAGGACGCCUCUCAGAAUCAUUAAGAACCUCCGGAUCUGUGGUGACUGUCAUAACGCGAUAAAGAUCAUGUCCAAGAUUGUGGGUAGGGAACUGAUUGUUAGAGACAACAAGAGAUUCCAUCACUUUAAGGAUGGCAAAUGCUCUUGUGGAGAUUAUUGGUGAUCCCUACUUGUUUAUUUAAUACUCGUUCCUUUUGUACCUAAUGAGAAUUGUCUCGCUCUAGGCAUUGGGCAAAAGAUACUGAGAAGUUUGGCUUUUAGUGAUGGGAAUGAAGUGACGCCGCCAAUUGUAGGGGUGAACGUUCCUUUUAAGUCAUAAUGUAUUCUCAUCAGUCACCACAGUUUUGAUUGUCCUCUUUUCCUGUUGCCAGUUUUCAUGUUUUACCUUAAUCUAGUUCUUCAGUUCCUAGUUUGCACUGGUAUGCAUAGUUAGCCUCUUUUGGCGCUUUUUAAGAUAAAGAACUGGUUGCCGAUACAUAUAAAGGCAGAUGUUGCCGGGGACUUUGCUUC
This is a messenger RNA of Eucalyptus grandis, 2428 nucleotides long. RefSeq names its product pentatricopeptide repeat-containing protein At2g15690, mitochondrial. The transcript is spliced from 2 exons. The coding region runs from base 174 to 2081 and encodes 635 amino acids. The record is from RefSeq and is a predicted model, not a curated record. Gene Ontology annotation, molecular function: zinc ion binding; protein binding; RNA binding. NCBI's taxonomy places the organism in Eukaryota, Viridiplantae, Streptophyta, Magnoliopsida, Myrtales, Myrtaceae. Gene Ontology annotation, biological process: RNA modification.